This is a messenger RNA of Paramecium sonneborni, 237 nucleotides long. The record is from the annotation of a GenBank genome assembly. Lineage: Eukaryota; Ciliophora; Oligohymenophorea; Peniculida; Parameciidae.
AUGGAUCGAUUUCAUUUUUACUAAAAGUGCUACUUCUCAAAUCCUUUGAGUAAAUUAUAAAAAUAAACCCUUGAUGACGCAGAAAUCGAAGAACCUUCAGAAAAUCGUGAGACAAUGUCCUCAUCUUACAAUUAAAUUGUCAUCAUUUAAUCCCUUCAUUCAAAAACAAUUAUAGAGAAUUUUGAAGACAAAAGGAAACAUAAACAAUCCUGGAGGGAUGACUUUACUUGGCUUUGA